GCAGGGAAGAAGGAACAAUUAGGUCUUGACUCUUCGGCCGAGAAGCAAUCUGAGGAUCGAGUAUCUCCCCGGAUGAAGACGGCAGGCGUGGUGAUGAUGGUUGGAGAGUGGUUUGCGCGUUAUGUCGCAGGGAAGGUGAGGGACAAGAUGACGGAGGAGGCCUUCUCCUCUUGCGCCGACGACCGCAAUGUGCUGGGGGAUGUCAGAGCCAUGCUGAAGAGAGUGGAGGAGAGACUUCCCGGCGUGCACGCCGUGAUCCAUGCGGCCGAGGGGAGGCCGAUCAGAGACACGUCGCUGGCAUUGUGGCUAGCGGAACUCAAAGAUGCUGCUUACGAGGCCGACGACAUGCUCGACGAGUUCGAGUUGAAGGAACUCCGCAGUCGUCAUCUGCAUGACAGCAGCAAGGUGAUGGCACUCGCCUCCUCGGCCCUCAGAUUUCUCAAGAACCUAUUCGUCACCGACGACGAGCUCCGAAGGUUAGGGAAACUCGUGGGGGAUCUCGACGAUAUUUGCCUUGACAUCGACCGGAAGAAAGCAGAGCUGGACGAGUACAACGGGAAGGACAAUUCUGCCUCCAGGGAGACCAGCUCAUUCCUCCACGAUGAAGUGAUCGGGAGAGAUGAAGAGAGAAAUAAGAUACUGGACAUAUUGCUGAGUUCGGCACAUGAUCCCGAUUUCGGCGACAAGAGGGCCGGGAGUAGCAGCCACCCCAGCUUCGGAGUUCUUCCGAUCGUAGGCAUGGGAGGAGUAGGGAAGACCACACUGGCACAGCUCGUCUACAACGACCAACUGGUGGCCGACCAUUUUGAGCUCCGGAGGUGGGUGUACGUCUCCGACGAUUUCAACCUGAGAAAAAUCGUCAAAGAACUGGUGUACGACAUGGCGUUCGAUCCUCUCUUUGAUGAUAUCUGCUCAGGAGAAAUCCAAGCCAAGCUCCAGGAUGCUACAAGAAACGUGAGGUUCUUGUUUGUGCUCGAUGAUGUGUGGGAUGAAACAGGAAGCAAAUGGGAACAACUCCGCGACGCCUUGGCCUCCGGGGCCAGAGGAAGCACCAUACUGGUGACGACUCAGAGCCCCCUGGUUGCAGAGACCAUGGGGACCAUGGAGCCGAUCAAACUGGAGGUGUUGGGGCAAGAUGACUUUUGGAGACUCUUCGAGCGAUGUGCAUUCGGUGACAAGGUGCUCGACCCCGAUUUAGCGAGAAAGUUGGAAUUGAUAGGUCGGGAAAUCUCGGGAAAGCUGCAUGGCUUACCUUUAGCAGGGAAGGCGAUGGGAAGCUUGUUGAGACGCAGGUUAGAGGAGCAGUUUUGGACGACGAUAUCGGAAAGCGAGUGGUGGGAGGACGACUUCGCCGUGGAAAACAUCCUUCCAUCUCUGGGUCUGAGUUAUCAGCACCUGAGCACAAAUCUGAAACAAUGCUUUGCUUACACUUCCAUAUUCCCGAAGGGUCAUGUGUUCGAUAAAGAACGAUUAGUCCAGAUGUGGAUCGCCCAAGGUUUCAUCCAUCCCAAAUCCGAGGGAAGAACGAGACCGGAGGACUUGGGGAGUCAGAUGUUUGAUGAAUUGUCCAACAGGUACUUCUUCCUUCCUACGCUGAACAACAAACAUGUGAUGCAUGAUCUGAUGAGAGAUUUGGCUGUUUAUGUUUCUUGGGACGAAUGUUUCGUGGUCGACGACGAGCCUGCGGAAAUUCCACCCACCGUUCGCCACUUGGCUCUCAGGACAACGAAACUGGAUGCGGUGAGAGGUGUCUGCAAGUUCCGAAAGCUUCGAACGAUCAUACUUCUCAACGAGUAUGAUUCUGAAGAUUUUUAUCAUGUUUUGGAAGACAUGCUUGAGAAUCUCAAGAGCCUCCGGGUGUUAGAUCUGUCGAACGUUCGCAUGGGGAAGAAGAAGAAGUUACCCGAUGCAAUCUGCGACCUACCACACCUUCGGUUUUUGGACCUUUCCUGCACGAAGACGAGACACUUGCCUAAAUCAUUUUCCAGGAUCUGCCAUCUGCAGGUGCUGAAUCUGAAUUCAUGCCGCUUUAAGAAGAUGGCGGAAGGAAUGAACAGGCUGAUCAAAUUGCGGCAUCUGUACGCGGAUGCCGAAACGAUUUCUCUGAUCGACGGGAUCGGGAAAUUGACGGAGCUCCAGGAACUCGCAGAAUUCCGCGUCGCCAGGAAGAGAGGACACCAGAUAGGAGAGUUGAAGGAACUGAGAAAUCUCCGAAGGCGGCUCACGAUACAGAAUCUCGAGAAUGUCGAAACCAAGGAGGAGGCAAUGGAGGCGAAACUGAAGGACAAAUCGCACCUCGAUUCACUGUGGUUGAAUAGGAAACCCGACAUGCAUAGCCCCGGCGAUCGGGAAAAGGAGAUACUCGAAGGUCUGGAGCCACACUGCAACCUCAAAGAGCUCAGAAUCCAGCACUACGGAGGUACGACUUCCCCAGAUUGGUUGGUGAGGAAUCAGCAUCUCACCAAUCUGGAGUCUGUCUACCUGAACAAUUGUGCGAGGUGCGAAAGUCUCCCACCGCUCGGGCAGCUUCCCUUCCUCAAGCUAUUACAUCUCAUGUCGAUGCCGGUGAAACGAAUAGGAGCAGAGUUUUACGGAGAUGCAGAGCAGGCGUUUCCGUCAUUGGAGACGCUAAAAUUUGAAUCUUUGAAGGAGUGGGAGGAAUGGGCUGAAGCAGAUGGCAGGCAAUUCUUGGGCCGCCUUCGUGUGCUCCACUUGUACGAUUGCCCGAGGCUGAGAAAAGCGCCCCUUCUCUACCUGACCUCGUCGCCAUUGGCAGAGCUCAGUCUUAAGCAUUGUGGUGACCUCGGCAGUGCGCUACCUGGAUGUCUCCAAACCCUCUCCUCUCUCAACCAGUUGGAGUUGUAUCAUUACGCACACAGAACGGAGAUUUGUCUAUCCAACCUGAGUGAACUCCGGGAGUUGCACCUUUAUCACUGCCCGGAGUUGAGAUUACUUGGUGGUCUGAGGUCUCUUGCCAACAUGAGACAUAUGGAGACCGAAGGAUGCCCCAAGUUGUAUGAGACCUCACAGCCAGGCCAACGAUACGGGGAGCGGGAACUGAGAUCUCUCUGUCAUCUCCAAACAGAUGAAAACCUCAUCGACAAUGUAUGGUUCACGUUAGGAAGAAUCUCUUCCCUCCGGAAUCUGGCACUUCAUCGUUGCGGUGAUCUCGUCUCCUUCACAGUGGAGCAGGAGGAGUGGUUUCAGCAGCUGACCUCCCUCGAACAUCUGCAAUUUCUCAACUGCCCGAAUCUGCAGGCACUUCCUACUUCCUUGGUCACCGUUUCCUCCAUCAAGAAGCUGAGCAUAGGCAACUGCCCCAAGAUCAGUUCACUGCCGGAGAGUGGCGUGCCAAUGUCGGUCAAAGAAGUGCGAAUAUGGGGGUGCCCGUCGCUGAGUGAUCGGUGCAGAAAGGAUCGAGGACCUGACUGGCCAAAGAUCGAUCACAUUCCUCGCGUAUGCAUCGAUGAUGAAAUCAUACAAAUGAUGUGAUGACAGCAUUAGGAAGUCACUCUUCAGGUGCGCUUCUAUUA
Musa acuminata subsp. malaccensis (wild Malaysian banana) is the source of this 3533-nucleotide messenger RNA. Its product is annotated as disease resistance protein RGA2. Gene Ontology annotation, molecular function: ADP binding. Lineage: Eukaryota; Viridiplantae; Streptophyta; Magnoliopsida; Zingiberales; Musaceae. Gene Ontology annotation, biological process: defense response to other organism. The record is from RefSeq and is a predicted model, not a curated record.